Caenorhabditis briggsae is the source of this 957-nucleotide messenger RNA. The record is from RefSeq and is a predicted model, not a curated record. The transcript has 6 exons. Bases 1 to 957 code for a protein of 318 amino acids. Gene Ontology annotation, biological process: regulation of actin filament polymerization. NCBI's taxonomy places the organism in Eukaryota, Metazoa, Nematoda, Chromadorea, Rhabditida, Rhabditidae. Gene Ontology annotation, molecular function: small GTPase binding.
AUGCCAUCAAACAUUCGAGAGUCAGAUGCAUCAUGUCUCGAGAUGAUACGAUCAAUCAUUCGAUCGGCAGUUGAUGACAAUUCGAAAUGGGUUGAGAUCUUUGUGGAUUUUGAGAAUGCACAACCAACAGAAGAUGAGAGAGAAAUCUAUAAUAUGGCAGAAGACGUACUGCACGAUUGUGAUGAAGUUCUUGCAGAUGUUACCAGUUAUGGGAAUGGCCCUGAAAGUUUGAUGACAAAACUGGAACCUUUUGUGGCAAGGACAUGCUCUUACUAUGAACACGUGGCUAAAAUCGAGAAAAUCGUUCCAAUCAUCUUAUGGGAACUGUCAUCUGGACCAUUGCCUCUCGAAGAACAACUUGCUAAUAAGCAGUCUAUCGCCAAGCAGUUUGCCCGUUUGAUUGGAUUCGUGUUGGAUUUUGAUGUAGUGAAGAUGAGAACCGCCCAAAUCACAAACGACUACAGCUACUAUCGCCGAGCAAAGCACAUUGUUUAUCAAGAUUUCGAAGAUCAAGGAGUGCCAGAACUUCCGCAAGUUCAGAUGUUUCUGUGCGAAGGAAAUCCAAUGUUGAAGGCGUUGUGUAAUGGAGUAGACGCAUAUAUGCAUUCACAUCAGACACUUCCAAUUAAUAAUACCACAGACGUUUUUGUCACCAUCAUCAACGUUUGCCGAUUCAUGUUAGCCAAUGAGGAAUGUUUGGCACGAUUGACAGAUUCAUCCAAACAUUUGUGUUGUCGAGUGAUGACGGGAUUGGUGAUUCUCUUUGACCAUGUUGACCAGAAUGGAGCAUUCGUGUCGAAUUCGUCCAUCGAUAUGAGAGAUGUUGUCAGGUUGAUCAAGCAGAAUACAACGCAAGAACAGUCUGACUGCCUGCUCGCUGGUCUUCGAUUCACAACAAAACACUACAAUGAUUCGAGCACUCCAAAGUCUCUUCGUCAAAUGAUUGAAGUUAAAUGA